Messenger RNA from Sparassis crispa, 237 nucleotides. RefSeq lists its product as hypothetical. Lineage: Eukaryota; Fungi; Basidiomycota; Agaricomycetes; Polyporales; Sparassidaceae. The transcript has a single exon. The record is from RefSeq and is a predicted model, not a curated record. Bases 1 to 237 code for a protein of 78 amino acids.
AUGGAAGGGAGGCAUGCGCAUGAUGCAGGCAGGCAGUCGUGCAGUGCGCUGGACCAGAUGGAGAACGGCGAGGGCACGGCUGGCGCGGACAACGGUGAGAAGGGCUUCGAUGCCGAGAGGCGUUGCAUCACAUCCACAACGAACAGGGACACGGUAAACCUCGGGAGCGAGCAGGGGCUUUUAGCUUGGGAUGGGACUUACCUUCAUCAUGAUUGGCUCGUCCUCGGCGGUCGAUAA